CAGGUGGACAAGCUACUGUCGAUGCCGGCGGCGGCGCGGUUCGUGUCUGAACGGCAAGGACCUGGAGGGCGUACUUUGCGGUUUUUGCAGGGCCAUCACGCGCUUGAGUUAGCGAACCUUGUGUUUGGGUUCGACGGGUGGUCGUCCGAGGUGGGGAAGGCCGAGGUGGUUCCCGCGGAUUUUCUUGGAGAUCGGUCUGUGGCGCGACCGAAGAUGUUCGUGCGGUGUCACGUGCGUGUGGUGCUUGCUGAACACUUAGGUUCAGCCCACCGGGAGGAUACUGGGUACGGUUCCAGCUUCGACAAUGAUCCGUACAUGGCAUUCCAGAACGCGGCAAAGGAGGCCGUGACAAAUGGCUUGAAGCGCGCGCUCGCGCAAUUUGGAGAAAGCACAGGCGGGUGUUUUAAAGAUGCGGCUUAUUUGGGAUGGGCGAGGAAGGAGAGAGAGUCGCAGGGG
Molecule: messenger RNA, 456 nt
Organism: Macroventuria anomochaeta
Lineage: Eukaryota; Fungi; Ascomycota; Dothideomycetes; Pleosporales; Didymellaceae
Product: dsRNA-binding domain-like protein
Exons: 1
Biological process (GO): double-strand break repair via single-strand annealing; mitotic recombination; double-strand break repair via homologous recombination
Cellular component (GO): nucleus
Source: RefSeq, a predicted model, not a curated record